AUGAAGUCUUCACUCAGAAAUCCCCCCACCCCCACCCUGGUUCAGUUUGUCACGCUAGAAAUAUUUUGGGAGAAGGUCUACAUUUCCGAGAUCUCCCACCCAGGAAUCCGGGGGGCGUUGGGCUCCUGUCCUCAAAUCAUGGCUGUUUUGGGCGCCCUCUUCCUUUACGCUUUAGGUCUCCUGGUGCCCUGGCGUUGGCUGGCGGUUGCUGGAGAAGUCCCUAUCCUUCUCAUGAUGUCUCUCCUCAUCUUCAUGCCCGACUCGCCCCGUUUCCUGAUUUCCAAGGGGAAGGAAGACGAGGCCCUGGGUGCUCUCCGGUGGCUGAGAGGCGAAGAUGUGGAUUAUUGGUGGGAAUACGAGCAGAUCAAAGCCAGCGUUCAGGAACAGAGCCAACCCAUUACUUGGGCAGAAAUCCGCAAACCUCACAUCUUCAAGCCUAUCGUAAUUACUUUGCUGAUGAGGUUCCUGCAGCAGCUUUCGGGGGUUACCCCAAUCCUGGUUUACCUGCAGCUGAUAUUUGACAGCACGGAGGUGAUCCUGGCCCCGGAGUAUGACGCCGUUAUUGUGGGCGGCGUUCGCUUAGCCUCGGUGCUGGUUGCGGCUUUCUCGAUGGAUAAAGCUGGGCGGAAGGUUCUUCUGUAUGUCUCUGCUUGCCUGAUGCUCGCCUCAAACCUCACGUUGGGCGUCUACAUCCGCUUCAUCCCUCAACUUCUCCACAAUUCGUCAGCGGUGGCGGCGAAUGGGACCCACGGGGGCCUCGGCGACCCCUCCAUGGUGGGCCUCACCGCGAUCCCUUUGGUGGCCACCAUGUUCUUCAUCAUAGGCUACGCCAUGGGUUGGGGUCCCAUUACGUGGUUGUUGAUGGCAGAGGUCCUUCCCCUGAAGGCGCGAGGGGUGGUCUCCGGCCUCUGUGUACUUGUGAGUUGGUUGACUGCCUUCGCCUUGACCAAAGCCUUUCUGUUGGUUACGGAAAAAUACGGCCUGGAGGUCCCCUUUUUUUUCUUCAGCGCCAUCUGCGUCAUCAACCUCGUCUUCACCUACCUCCUCCCGGAAACCAAAGGGAAAUCCUUGGAACGGAUCGAGUCGUACUUCCGCACGGGGCGUAAAUCCUUCCUGGAAUCCUUCCGGCACCACAGCUGA
This is a messenger RNA of Protobothrops mucrosquamatus (brown spotted pit viper), 1140 nucleotides long. RefSeq names its product solute carrier family 2 member 6 (gene SLC2A6). NCBI's taxonomy places the organism in Eukaryota, Metazoa, Chordata, Lepidosauria, Squamata, Viperidae. Bases 1 to 1140 code for a protein of 379 amino acids. Gene Ontology annotation, biological process: transmembrane transport. Gene Ontology annotation, molecular function: transmembrane transporter activity. The transcript is spliced from 9 exons. Gene Ontology annotation, cellular component: membrane. The record is from RefSeq and is a predicted model, not a curated record.